Pteropus alecto (black flying fox) is the source of this 3610-nucleotide messenger RNA. It is a transcript of the gene LASP1, whose product is annotated as LIM and SH3 protein 1. Gene Ontology annotation, molecular function: actin filament binding. Gene Ontology annotation, cellular component: focal adhesion. Bases 21 to 791 code for a protein of 256 amino acids. The transcript is spliced from 7 exons. Lineage: Eukaryota; Metazoa; Chordata; Mammalia; Chiroptera; Pteropodidae. The record is from RefSeq and is a predicted model, not a curated record.
GCCUGGGUGCAGGGGGUAAGAUGCCAGGCUGCAGGCACAGUGACCUGAAGCUGGCUGCUUCCGUGUCAUCCAGAGCUUUCUGGCAUAAAGCAUGCUUCCAUUGCGAGACCUGUAAGAUGACACUCAACAUGAAGAACUACAAGGGCUAUGAGAAGAAACCCUACUGUAACGCACACUACCCCAAGCAGUCCUUUACCAUGGUGGCCGACACCCCGGAAAACCUCCGCCUCAAGCAACAGAGCGAGCUCCAGAGUCAGGUGCGCUACAAGGAGGAGUUUGAGAAGAACAAGGGCAAAGGCUUCAGCGUCGUGGCAGACACCCCUGAACUCCAGAGAAUCAAGAAGACCCAGGACCAGAUCAGUAAUAUAAAAUACCAUGAGGAGUUUGAGAAGAGCCGCAUGGGCCCCAGCGGGGGUGAGGGCAUGGAGCCUGAGCGCCGAGAUUCCCAGGACAGCAGCAGUUACCGGCGGCCCCAGGAGCAGCAGCAGCCUCACCACAUCCCGACCAGUGCCCCAGUUUACCAGCAGCCCCAGCAGCAGGCAGCCCAGUCCUAUGGUGGCUACAAGGAGCCUGCAGCCCCAGUGUCCAUACAGCGCAGCGCCCCAGGUGGGGGCGGGAAGCGGUACCGUGCCGUCUAUGACUACAGCGCUGCUGAUGAGGACGAGGUCUCCUUCCAGGACGGAGACACCAUCGUCAACGUGCAGCAGAUCGACGACGGGUGGAUGUAUGGGACCGUGGAGCGCACGGGCGACACCGGGAUGCUGCCCGCCAACUACGUGGAGGCCAUCUGAGCCCACCAGGGGCCUUCCCGCCCCAUCUGUCUUCAGCGCAUUCCAUAGCAUUGCAUCCGUCCUGGGCGUGACCUGUCCACCCUUCAGUGUCUUUGUUUUUUUAAAUCUGCGACAGCUUGUUUAUUCCCACCCUCCUCCAGCUUCUUUGGCCAACUGAAGCCUUGUUCUGCCACUUUUCGUGGCCUCCCUCCUCUGGCAGGUUUUCCCCUUGACCAACUUCUUGGUUUUCUCUCUGGAUGGAAUAGGUGUGGACUUCUCUGGGGGAGGCCAAGGCCUGUGGGGCUCGUCUGGAAUGGGAGACCCAUCAGCUCCCAGGCCUCUGCCUUCUCUCUUUUCUGCCCUCUCAGACCCUCCCGCCCACCUCCUCACAUACCUGAACAUUCCAGGGCUGGGGUGAGCCCCAGACCCCCAGGACUCCCAGGGGAGGGCCUCCAUACAUUCCUGGGAGUGGUACCCCACCACCCUUGCCCCUGGGAUGGGGAUGGGUUGGCGUGCUGCCACUGUGUAGGCACCAGUGAGAGGGCUUGGCCCCUACUUCUCAAAGAUGGGGCUGCUGGCCCUCUGAGGGGUCCCCUCACCACCCUCUCCCUCUCUCAAGGACAACAAAAGAGGGGUAAAGUUCCCGCUUUAGGGUUCGUUCAUCCUCCCCACACGUGUUCCUCCUCACACUGUGAUUCUGCUCUCCUGCCCACACGUACCAGGUGUGGGCGAGGAGCUCCCCAGGAAGUGUGGCUUGGGUCAAGUUCUGGCCUUUCUUACUUUUAGGGACAGCUGCAGGAAGGAAGGGAACAGGGUGUUCUCUCCCUCAGUCCUUUUUACUUACUCCCAGCCCCAACCUCCAGGGACUCCUUGGCUGGAAGCCGUGGUCCUGAAAGGUAGGGCAAGGAAGCCUGCCUCGGGCCUCUUGGCUUUUGAGGCUCAGAUCUGGGCAGGGUGGGCGGCUUCUUCCUAUUCCUCACUGGAAGAUUUCUCGAGCCUUCCAUGGCCUUCCCUCCUGCCUGCUGCCAAAUGGACCAGAAUUGCAAAGCCACAAGACCUUCUUUAUCUCCAGGACUUGGUAUAGAGGCAGGAAGCAUGUAUAUCUGUAAGUGUCUGUGACAGUCUAGUGUGAGCAUGAGUGUGAGUGAAGGGUCAGGGUAUGGCAGGUGUCCGGGCUUAUCCGAGGGUGUGCAAAGCUAUCUUUGAUAUUUUCCUCAAAAUGCACAUUGAGAGGGAAGGACCCUGAGGGAGAAAAGUUCCUUGUGUUUUCUUUGGAGUGAAAAUUCCUCCUUUCCUAUUAUCCCCAUAUAGAGGAAGCCUACCUACCUGCCUUUGGACUAUGCUGGGCAAUAGUCGAGAUGGUUGAGGAUCGGUGGGGUAGGGGGAAAGGGGAAGCCUUCAUGGCUUUAGGCAUAUUCUCUUCCCCCAUCUCUGCCCUGGGCUGCAGAGUAGGGGCCAGAGGACCCUUUGUCACUCACACUGUGUGUGCCUCACUCUGGGGGCUCUCCCCCUUGACCUUCCCCUUGCUUACCUAAAGCCCCCUUGAAGCAUUGGAAGACAGUCCCAGAGCUACAAAACUGGAAGCACGGGCCCCGGGAUGAGGAAGGGAAAGAUGGUGCUAUCUCCGAGUCCCUUCUGUCCCUCAUUGGUGGCUGUGACAACCCUUGCCUGGCUUUAUUCAUCUCUGGGCUCUCUUGUCACCCUGAGUCCACUCAGGUCUUACAGUUGAUAAUCUGAUAUGUGUGGGGGAGGGGCUUGCAGGUAUAGUCAUCAAUCAAGUCCUCACUGCUUUUGAGUUGAGAAUAUUUGCCCCUAAUCAAAGAGCUAAGGGAAAUGACUGGGGAGGAGCCCCUGCCUGACCAACCCUGCUUGUCUUCAGCUGAGGUGAGGGCAGGUGAAGGGUCUUCUGUGGGUGAUUUGGGGGAUGAGGGAGCAAUUUUGGGAGCCUUGGGGGAGGCACUGGUCCAUUCCAUUUCCUCGUGAUCUCAAAGCACAACAUGGAUUCUGGGACCAAAGGUCAGAAACACAUCCUGUUGAAGGAGUUGCAGUUAGGAGGGCGGGAUGAGCAAGAAACAGCCUUUUCACUCAGCUUAAUUUUACUUCCAAAACAAGGCAAGCCAGCCACUGGAAUCUUGCUGUUGGGCCCUUUGCUCCUCCCAUCCUAAAAAUAGGGGAACUUUUCUUACAUGCCCCCAGAGAGAGGAGGGGCUGUCAACACUGGUGCUGAGGGACCCAGAGGCUGCUGGGAGUCUUUGUUCCCCUCCAGAAACUUCCAUCCCCAGAAGAGCACAGAACCUGAGUGCUGGGCUGAGUCCCUGGUCUUUUUGCAGUUCACAGAGGUCUUUUAGCCAAUCUGAUCCCAGGAAAGGAGAUACAUCAGAGCUAGAAUGUGAAUAUAAUGUUAGUGGACCAAUAAUAUAAGAAGCCCAAAUGUGAGAAAAGUGGAUUCUUUUCAACAUUGCUUCCUGUUUCCUUCAUGUCCUUCUAGGGAAAACUGUUGCUUAAAUUUUGCCUUUUUUUACCCUCACAUAUGCACUUUUGGGCCUUUUUUUUUUUUUUUAGUAGCUGGGGGAAAAAAUUACCACCCCACAAACCUGUAUUUAAAAAGAAACAAAUGACCAUGUGACAUUUGCCUUUGUCCAAACAUUUCAUCUGUGUGUGUGAAGCCAUCAUUCAUCUUUUUAUAUGGGGUGGUUGUCUCUUCUUGGUCUGUUUUGGUCCCCUCCCUUGUGGGCUUGUGCUUGGGAUCGAAUCCUUCUGUUAUGAUUCUGAACAUUUGACUUAGACCAUAAGUGAAUCCUUCUGGUGACUCAAAUAAAAGUAUAAUUUUUACCUGCGGA